UGGAUCAAAGCACGCGGGGCACCCAGUACACACGAACCGCGCGCGCCACCGCCAACCCUCCGCAGACGACGCCGCCCCCGAGCACCCGCCGCCGCCUCUUCGGCAGUGUUACGAGCUGGUUUUUGAGUUUUUGUACUUUUUUCUUCCGUCGCACGAUGUGUCGGGAUUGAAGCGAGGACUAUUGAGGACGUUAAGGACGAUUCGGGGUACGAUGGAGACCUGCGUGCUGAUACCGCAGGAGUUCAGUUUGUGCGUGCGGGGUCCCGCGAUCGGGAACAGGAAACAGGAGCCGGAGGUGUCGGUCUGGUCCAACACGACCAUCGCCCAAGGCUCGUUGUGUUAUCCUUUCCAAGGCACCAUACGCAUCGACAAUUUAGACGUUUACGGACAACUUGACGAUGACGAUAUAAGACACAGGUUCGGGUGUUACGACGAGAUAUCGGGCAACGGGCCGCGACGCGUCCGCCACUGCAACUGGGUGCGGUUCGUGCGCGUCGCCGCCGCCUUCAACCCCGCCGUCAAUUUCGUGGCGACGAAGGUGCGGGGCGAGCCCGUCUACGAGGCGGUCAAGACCAUACAGCCCGACACGGAGCUGCUCGUCUACUAUCUGCCGGAGAGGCCCGAGGAGUUGUUCUUCGUCAGGAUGAGGGCGUCCCUGUAUCGACAGACUAUGGACUCCAUACUGGAAGAUUCGCCGCUGGACCUGUCCAUGUCGUUGCUGUCCAGGGCCCUAACGGGAUCUCCGCCGUCGGCCGAAGACGAACGUAAGUCGGUGUCGGGGGACAGUUCGGCGGCCAGCUCGCAGGGCGACAUCCCCGAACAGACGGUGCCCACCCCCAGGGCCAGGCCGAGGGAGCGCACCCUGCUGCCCUGCGGCGUCUGCAGCAAAGCCUUCGACCGACCCUCGCUCCUCAAGCGACACAUGAGGACCCACACCGGUGAAAAACCUCACGUCUGCAUGGUGUGCGGGAAAGGGUUCAGCACGUCGUCGUCGCUGAACACCCACAGGAGGAUCCACAGCGGCGAAAAGCCGCACCAGUGUCCCGUUUGUUUGAAGAGGUUCACCGCCUCGUCCAACUUGUAUUAUCACAGGAUGACACACAUCAAAGACAAGCCGCACAAGUGCAACUUGUGCAGCAAAUCGUUCCCGACGCCGGGCGACCUCCGAUCUCACAUGUACGUCCACUCCGGCUCCUGGCCCUUCAAGUGUCACAUCUGUUCGCGGGGCUUCUCCAAACACACCAACCUUAAAAAUCACCUGUUCCUUCACACCGGUGACAAACCGCAUGCCUGCGAACUGUGCACCAAAAAGUUCGCCCUCGCCUGCAACCUGAGGGCACACAUGAAGACGCACGAAGGCGACCCGCAGGAGGAGUGCACGAGGUGCGGGAAGAUGUUCCUGUGCGAGAAGAACGGGCCGAAGGUGUGUUCCGGCUGCGACGACCGAUCCAGCGACAGCAAUCACUCGGAUAACGCCACCUAGAGCUAAAACAUCGGUUGAAACUUGAAAAAUGCUCAAUUAAUUAAUUAAUUAUUUAUUAGUUAUGUUAUUAUUAAGUAUUAUUGUUUUAUUAUUAGGUGGCAAUGUGAGCAAACUUUUAUUGGUGUUCAUUUUUGCCGUUCGCAUAACUUGAUUGAUAUUUCCUUUUGCGUACGAUGCUCGCCACACACCUUGUAUGAACGUUAAUUAGCGUCUUUUAUUUUUUGGCGUGGUAUAAGGCGAUUUUAAUGAGUCUUACACACAUGUAUAUAGUUAUUUAUUAUAUCAAUCAGACGGAUUAGGAAGAUUGCUCAUUUGAAUACGCAUUAAUUUAUUAAUAAAAUAUGGAUUUAAGGUAAUUGGCACUGUUACCAGGAUGUGGCCAAAAUAUAUUUUUGUCAAACUCGUGACUAUGGUCUGGACGUUGUAAUUGCGCCACAUAAAAAAGUUUCUGUUAAAAGAUCAAUGACAUACAGUGCAAAAAGUGGGAUGAUAUAAAAACAGAAACCUGUAAUACCCUCUUUAGGGUUUUGUUGGAGAGAUGGCGAAUUUUGUUCUGUAAAGUGUUCUGUUAUUAAAUUAAAAUGAAGUUUUCAAUCGAAGAUAUUUUAUCUGAAACUAUAAAAUAAUGUUAAUAAGUUGAAUUGGUGUAAACAAUAAAAUUCAA
Messenger RNA from Aethina tumida (small hive beetle), 2147 nucleotides. RefSeq names its product zinc finger protein 235. The transcript has 7 exons. Gene Ontology annotation, cellular component: nucleus. The coding region runs from base 212 to 1483 and encodes 423 amino acids. The record is from RefSeq and is a predicted model, not a curated record. Lineage: Eukaryota; Metazoa; Arthropoda; Insecta; Coleoptera; Nitidulidae.